This is a messenger RNA of Achroia grisella, 1774 nucleotides long. Its product is annotated as cytoplasmic dynein 2 intermediate chain 2-like. The coding region runs from base 180 to 1697 and encodes 505 amino acids. The transcript has 3 exons. NCBI's taxonomy places the organism in Eukaryota, Metazoa, Arthropoda, Insecta, Lepidoptera, Pyralidae. Gene Ontology annotation, molecular function: dynein heavy chain binding; dynein light chain binding. Gene Ontology annotation, biological process: intraciliary transport. Gene Ontology annotation, cellular component: cytoplasmic dynein complex; ciliary plasm. The record is from RefSeq and is a predicted model, not a curated record.
UUAAAUGCAGUGCUGGCUUUCCCGCGCUAUAACGUGUCGCGUACAUACAGCUAUAAUUAUAAUUAAAAAAAAUCAAUUUUUCAGUCACUCAAAUGCCAAAACAUUUGAACCAAGAAACUCAGUUACCAUAGCAACGCGUAUAAACAAAACGCAAAACCGUCGUAGCAUUAUUGCUAAAAAUGUCGAAUCUGAGCGGAUACGAUAGUGAAGCGACCGGUUUCGACUCCAUAACUAGAACUAAAACCUCUGAAUCUGACAGCGGAACUCAGACUAGUGAAUUUCGUGAAGUAGGAUCUUCAUCACAAACAAACAUAUCUGUUGACAUCGGCUGCAAUGUCACUCCUGAUGAAUUGACCGCCACAGACUAUACCUUGAAGGAAUACCCACCUCCUGGACUGAACGAGUUCCUCCGUCGAGUCGUACCAGCUAUGAUAGAGCAAUUAGACCAGAACGACAUACCUGUUGAUAAUUCAUCAGAUUCCGACGACGAGGAAAUCAUCUCCGCGAAAUUAGUCCAGGAAAUAAAUGUUAAAAUUGAACAAUUUUGUAGCGGUGACCACGAAUCGCCUUGCGUGCUUAGCGUAUCCUGGAGCAGCGCUGGUAACUCGCUAGCCGUAUCUAUCGGUUACUCCCACCAUGAAAACUGGUGCGAACAUGAGGGGCAAAUCAGAAUCUUUACAAUUAAACGAUCGGCUGGCGAUAAAUUCGUCCAAACUUUGGAUAUCACAGAAAAGAAUUGCGUUACUGUAGUCAAAUAUCAUCCAUCAGUAACUGCUUUGUUAGCUUACGCUACAAGUUCAGGGGAAGUUGUUAUUUGUAACUUACAGAAUGCGGACUUCCACGGCAGCCAAUUGACUUCCCCAUCUGGUUGUCAUGGGUCUAAAAGAGUUUCUGCUCUGCUCUGGGCGGAUCCUACUCUAGCAAACGUAUUUUUGACUAUGCAAAUAAAGAAUUCGGGCAAGAGACGAGGCGCGUCCGAUCAAAUUCUCUUCUCUUCUGGAAGUGACGGCACUAUAAAUGUUUGGCAGGUUAAUUCCACCACUAAAAUAUUCGAGAACGUCGUCUCUUACUUUCUAAAUGGUUCUAGAAAUAUGAUAGCUCCAGAUAUUACAUGUUUUGACUUCAUAAAAACCUGUCCAUUGCGACCCUCCGAAGAAAAACUACCCGAUGACGUUUUCGUCGCUGGAACUAAGUCUGGGGCCUUGUACCUUUGUAGAAGUAAUUCGUGUCGGCAGAUCGCUGAUAGCAGUAUGCUAGAUCCAGUAUACGAAGUGCUGGAUGGACAUGCUACUUGCGUUUUGGAGGUGGCGUUCAGUUUCCAGAGACCUGCAGUCUUCGCUUCCGUGUCUAUAGACUCGGAAUUAAAAGUUUAUGAUGUAAACCAAUCAGCUCCGAUAAAAGUACUCUGCCUCGACGUGCCUAUAUCCUGCAUGUGCUGGUUGCCCAACAACCCGAGUGUGGUAGUCCUGGGGUUGAACGGCGACCCCCACAGGAAACACUCACUGACAGUUUACAACGUGUCGUGCGGACGCGCGGUGCCCGUCGACGGGUUUGUCGGAGAGAGUACGGUUACAUCGCUUAUUGUUCAUCAGAGUGGAUCGUGCCGCAUAGCUGCAGGCGACGCUAAAGGAACUGUACGCGUUUGGGAGCUGCCCUCGCGGAGAAUUCGAGUCUCAUCCGAGGCUUUAGAGGUCUAAUUUGUACAGCAUGUUAAUAUAUAUUUUCUAGUACCCAUAACACAAGCUCUGUUUAGCUUGGGACUAGAUGGCGCUGU